Biomphalaria glabrata is the source of this 741-nucleotide messenger RNA. RefSeq lists its product as uncharacterized. The transcript has 7 exons. NCBI's taxonomy places the organism in Eukaryota, Metazoa, Mollusca, Gastropoda, Planorbidae. The record is from RefSeq and is a predicted model, not a curated record. Bases 31 to 651 code for a protein of 206 amino acids.
UAAAGGGUUGAGACCUUUUUGUACAUCCCCAUGUCUUAUUCAAUAGUGAUUGAUUGGAUAGACCCGAACACAUUGUGUCAGAACUCACUAAAAUGGUUUUUGUUUUUUUUCUAUGGUGGAUACUAUUACAAACUGGUUCUGAUAUUAGAUUCUGAAAUACAGAGCAGUGACAGCAUAAAUGCUGUUGUGGACAAUUUGGACCGUCUAAUAAAACAGUUUGAUCAAGGUAUAGAGAUCAAACAAGUGCACAGGGACGCAUCCAGAAUCUCCAAGACUCUAUUGCAUUACAGUUUAUAUUCCAGAACUUACUUGGAAGACAUUCAGAAACAGAUUCCAUUUAAUGGAACAUUGAAUGAGAUGGUGCAGAGAUUAAAUAACAAGUUCUUGCUUCUGCGUUUGUUAUCAGUACAACUAAACCAAGCCAAAGUUAGUACAACAAAGAUACUGGCGUUAAGGACGCUGCAAGUUGUGUUUGAUGUUGUGCUUGGCGUUAUUGCUUCAUCUAAACAACUUUUACAGUACGUUGAUGAUGGGGUGUUGCUGAUGACAGAUGUGGUUGGUCCUGAGAUGAAUCAUCGACGACCCAGAAGUUAUUGGUUCUAUGUGUGCGACGCUCAUAGAUGGAGGUUACAGUGGUGUCAUGCUCUAUAACAAUGUCAUUGGAAACUCGAUAUAUGGUUGUACCUUGAGUCUGACUAAUAAACGGAAAGACCUUUUUGUACAUAUUCUAUAUUGGCUCAA